GACUACAUGUUGCAUCUGAAGCUGAAUAAAUGUUUUCAGCAGUGUAAUUAUGAGUAAAACGUACGUACAUUGUCACAACAAGCUACUCACCACGGAGAAAUAACGCUAACUGCGACAUGAACUCAAGGCGAUUCCCACCCGGGGACCACCCACACACUGCAGCAGUCUGCAAGGAGAGGGAGUUGAAGCUGAGGUGGGAGGAGGACGCCAUUGCAGCCGCAGCUGGCCGUCUGUGAGACAAACGUUAUCAAACUUCACAAUGUCGGGGGGCUUUUGAGACACUUUAUUCAGACUCAGCCCCCUGUUACUGGGUUAUAGUGUGGACACGGACGAGUAGGAUGGACGGUUGGCCUUUGACGGGGGGAAAAUGUGGAGCCACAGCGCCGAGCCGAAGCAGUCUCCAACCAUUCCUUCACCUGUCUGGUGGCCCAGCCUCUCACCAUGAACAUCAGUAGGAACUGCACCACAGCGGGGAAUGGUGAGGGCCUGGCUGCCCUGGAGUCAGUCUCCAUUGUGACCAUCACGCUCCUCGCCUGCCUCGGAAACCUCCUGAUAGUGGUGACCCUCUAUCGCAGGCCUUAUCUGCUCACGCCCAGCAACAAGUUUGUGUUCAGCCUGACCCUGUCCAACCUGCUGCUGUCCGUGCUGGUAUUGCCGUUCGUGGCUGUGAGCUCGGCAAAGAGGGAGUGGGUGUUUGGGGUGGUGUGGUGUAACUUCACCGCCCUGCUCUACCUGCUCAUCAGCUCUGCCAGCAUGCUCACCCUUGGUGCUAUUGCCAUUGACAGGUACUACGCAGUGCUUUACCCAAUGAUCUACCCCAUGAAGAUCACAGGAAACCGGGCGGUGGUUGUCAUCGCCUAUGUGUGGCUGCACUCCCUGGUGGGCAGUCUGCCUCCUCUUUUCGGCUGGUCCUCCUUUGAGUUUGACUGCUUCAAGUGGACCUGUGUUGCAUCUUGGCACAGAGAGCCGAGCUACACCGCCUUCUGGGUCACCUGGUGCAUCCUCCCCCCCUUGUUCAUCAUGCUGGCUUGUUAUGGUGUAAUUUUCCGUGUUGCCCGUAUGAAAGCCAGGAAAGUACACUGUGGGACAGUUGUUGUGGCCCAGGAUGACUCCACUGGAGCUCAGAGGAAUGGACGCAAAAACUCAAGCACCUCAACUUCCUCUAAUGGUAGCCGGCGGAGCCUGGUGUAUGCAGGGAGCCAGUGCAAGGCUUUUGUAACCAUCUUAGUGGUGAUCGGCACCUUCCUCAUGACCUGGGGGCCGUAUGUUGGGGUGGUGUGCACGGAAGCUUUGUGGGGACAAGGGAGUGUGUCUCAGGGACUGGAGACUUUGGUAGCAUGGCUGUCGUUCUGCAGCGCGGUGUGUCACCCUCUCAUCUAUGGUCUGUGGAAUAAGACGGUGAGGAAGGAGCUGCUGGGGAUGUGUUUCGGAGAUCGCUAUUAUAGAGAGUCGUUUGCCACGCGGCAAAGGACGUCCCGCCUCUUCAGCAUCUCCAACAGAAUCACAGAUUUGGGUAUGUCCCCACACCUGACAGCCAUGCUGGCUGGUGGAGGGCAUCUGCUGGCCCCAGGGAGCAGCACAGGAGAUACUGGCUUCAGUUUCACUCAGGACUCAUGCACAGACGUGAUGUUGCUGGACAACUUCUCCACAGAUGGCUCGUCAUACCCACAGAACCACGGGAAUCUGACUGGAAAGAGGAGGAGCUCUGUCACCUUUGAAGACCAGGUGGAGCAAGCUAAAGCUGAAAACACCAACACAUCCUCAGUUCAGGUCCAUGCAGAGGUGCACAAAUCUCUCGAUACCUUCGCUUCCUGUCUGGCGAAGGCUAUAGAGAGCGACGCUAAGCUAACCCUGUUUGGGGAGGGUCUGGCUCUGCCAGGGGGACUGUUUACAACCAGGGCAGCACCAAGACCCAGAUACCUGGACGGUCAGAGACUGAGGCUUGAAAGUAUCGAUGAAGGGAUUGUUAAAGAUGACAGAGAUGAUGAAGACGAAGAGCAGGACAUGGAGGAAAAACCGGCCUGAGCACAGCAGGUCUGUUCAUUUGUCGAACAUGUUAAAUAUACCAUACUCAGUUUAUCAGUGAACUGCAAGGGUCUCACACCCUCAACACCACUAUAUGUGACCAUCCGGAGCGGUCUGUGGUGCAGUUCAUGAAGUCUGAUCUCUCUACACAUGGGUACUCCAUACUUGAAAUUAUUAGGAAACAGGAAGAGGCACAUUUUUCCUUCCACUGUGUUGGACCAAGUGCACACCACCAGUGUCUUUGCAAGCCUUUGUAUGGAUUCAUGUAAUCAAAUAGGAAGCCUUAACUACUGUAACCUAAGUGAUGGAUUGUUGUAGCGAUGUGUUUACUCUAUUUUAUAUGACAGAAGAUUCUAGCUUCCAAAAGACUCAUAACACUGUUAUCAGAUUACUUUAAUAUUUCGCUUUUAUUGUGAUUAGAAAAGUAAGUUUCAAGCCUGAUCCUCUCUUAUUCAGGUACAGAGAAAGAGCCAGUUUGUGCUUAUACUGGUCCACAUACACAGGUGUUUCCACUUCACUGUGCCUGCAGAGUUGGACCUGUGAUAGUUAAGUACUGUGCCUUGACAAUUUAACACCAUAUUCAUUACUUAAGGUGUUAUUUACCUUGAAUGACAGGCUUCGGCUGUUGUGAGGCGUCCAUAUUUUUUCGUUUCUCAGACACUUAUGUGAUAUUAAAGGGAUUGUUUGGGUCUUUUGAAGUGGGGUUGUAUGAGGCACUUAUCCACAGUGUUAGGGUUGCAGCAAUAUCCUGGUUUUAAGGUAUACCGUGAUACAAAAGGUGACUCUUAUCAUACCAUGUAUAUUUGCUUAUCUACAAUACUAAAAAUAUAAAUUCCGUAAUACCAUGAUACCAAGAAACCAUGAUAUUUUCUGAGAUGUUAUCGUACAGUGAAGAUCUCAUACCGUUGCAACCCUAGACAGUGUGUAUUACAUACAGUAGAUGUCAGUUGGCACACACCCAGUUUAAAGAAGUAGACAGGACAACUGUCACUGAAGUAAAGCAAAGUACUGCUAUGGAGGAGUUACCCUAAAAACUCCAUAUCAGUAUAAGUGCACGUUAUAUUUAGAAUAUUUUCUAAAGCUAAAGUAGUUCAAUCGAUCUACUCAAAGCCGAAAUCCGUUAAGAAGGACUGUGAUUUAAUGUCGCUGAACACAGGAGCUGCUGGUCAGCCAGCUGCUCCUGUGUUCAGCGAGCCCAAAUUACUCUUUUUGUCAAUGGAGUCUGGCUGGAGUCUGGAGAGCAUAGAUGGGGAACUGAAGCUUUUAACGGCUUCCCUGUUUGAGCAGGCUAACAGAAAGGUAAAGCAGUGAAAUUAUUCUAAAAAUACCGUACACUUAAACUGAUAUUGGGUUUUUUAGUGGGACUUUUUUAGGUGGCUAAAAACGGUAUAGCUGCUGGUUCCCUCCACAGCAGUAGAUUGCUUAGCGUCCGUGUCGGCACACAUUACUGUAAGUACUGCACAGACUAUGGAUAAGUAACUCAAAUGACACAAAUUAAAAAAAAAUAAAAAAUCAGAACUUUCUCUUAAAAUGCCAAGUCACAUUUAUCACAAAAAUCUGAGUUUUCGAUCAUAAUUACAACUCGGUUUUUGAAGUGAACUCUAUUUACAAGUUUGACCCCACAAUGAAUACUUUGGUAUGACAUGUAAGGAGAGGUCUGAUCGGCCAGAAUCAGUAAAAACACCUGUGCAGGACCUUUAAUGCAAUAAAGCACAUUUUUAAGGGGGCAGGUAACAGUGUUGUAAGUCUUUUGGGUGAUAGGAGUUACAGAUUUUCUGUUCAGACAAGAUAGAUUUGUGUUUUCAAAGCAGAAGGUUGUCUUCUGACACUGCAUGUUGUUUACAUUUAGACAACUUGUGUUAUAAUUCUGACUGAUGAUCACAUUGCACAGCAGCGUGGUAAUGAGAGGGAAGACACUCUUGAUAUGUUAGAAAUCUUUCUGAAGAAUUUUGAUGAGGAAAAAACCUUUUUUCACAGGAGACAUUUUGACAGGUCACAGGAGAAAAGAAAUCAACAAUGUCUGAAUCCUGUUUAGCUCCUUCAGUUUCUAGGUCCUGGCUUUGUGCAUGGUGGCUCACUGUCAGGAUUCACAGAGCCAUCAUUAAUGUUAUUAGUGACACCUUUUCUUUUCCUACUAUGACGAGUCAAAAUGUGCUGUGAAAAAAGCCUAUUCAUGUGGACUGAAAACACAAAGUUACCUGAAGGUGUCGACUGAUGUCCUGUUCAAGGGUUACUGACGAAAACCAAACCAUGACCCUCAACAGUCCCUCCAGGAUUUUGCAAGCUGGUUUUGGGGGAAGUGAAAAUUGUAUGGUUGUGAUGCUGUCACAGAUUCAAAGCUUAUUAUUAUUAUUAUUAUUAUUAUUAUUAUUAUUAUUAUGAGCAUUUGGUGUUUCCCACAGUCAAUAGCAUCAGUAUCAACAGCUGGAAUCAAAGGGGAUUGGCUGUAUUUUAAUUGUUACGAUCGCAACAUCCUGGAGGGAUUGUCUGAAUAGGAAUUAAUGUGUAUAGGAAAUGUAUGGAUUUAAAGAGUUAAUUGUGUAAUUAAUCAUAAGAAAACCUCAAAUUAUAGUGAUACAGUUUGUCUAUGUAUCAACCAACUCUGAGCUUCAUCAUACGAACAUGUGUUUGAUUAGGUACGUGCACAGCGAGUAGGAUCAGAGACGGUCUUGACAUUUCAUGAUUAUCUGCUACAGUAAUUGCACUUGAACAUGCACGUUGUGCUUGUUCUCAUAGAAACCACUUUAACUGUGUGUCAGAGACGGCGACUAGUACUGUUUGGUCAGUAUUGCAUAUCGUAUGUAGGAAAGACGACAUUAAGUAUCAAUUAGAUGGGCUAAGGAGUAAAUGAAGUCCAAAAUAAGGUCAUUUGGAGACUGACUGUUAUCAGUGUUUAAAACAUUGUUAUAUUAAUGAAAUUGCUUUAGGAAAAGCCUUCAUUUCUGAAUAUUGUGCACAUAUUGAGCAGUGCAAGACGUUCAUGUUUGUUGCUAUAUUGGUCUUCAAAAGUCAAAGAUGAAGAUUGUCUUAAUCUACAACAGUGUGUCUUAGUAAAUACUCUUUGGUACAUGUGGUUUACCUCAGUUUACACACUCCACCGCUCCCUUUACUGUUGUUAAAGAAACUCAGAGAGGACUUUUGUACUAAGUAGAGCGCUUCAGUCUUACCUCAUAUCUUCAUAUUAUGUGUGAACGGUACUAUACACAUGAGAAGUGAUGUAACCUUUUGAUUUUCACUAUACAGUAAGUAUUAAUUCAAAUAUUUGCAUUAAAGUUUUGUAUCAAGA
Molecule: messenger RNA, 5311 nt
Organism: Epinephelus lanceolatus (giant grouper)
Lineage: Eukaryota; Metazoa; Chordata; Actinopteri; Perciformes; Serranidae
Gene: gpr161b
Product: G protein-coupled receptor 161b
Biological process (GO): G protein-coupled receptor signaling pathway
Cellular component (GO): plasma membrane; recycling endosome
Molecular function (GO): G protein-coupled receptor activity
Source: RefSeq, a predicted model, not a curated record